Molecule: messenger RNA, 831 nt
Organism: Brettanomyces nanus
Lineage: Eukaryota; Fungi; Ascomycota; Pichiomycetes; Pichiales; Pichiaceae
Exons: 1
Coding region: 1-831 (276 amino acids)
Biological process (GO): negative regulation of transcription by RNA polymerase II
Cellular component (GO): Sin3-type complex
Molecular function (GO): histone deacetylase binding
Source: RefSeq, a predicted model, not a curated record
AUGGACGAUAUGGAAGACAAAGAGAGUGAUUUGGAGCGCCUAUCCAAGGAUAAGAAGGAAGAAACAGGAAAAGAACAAGGAAACGAAUCUGAUGAAGAAAUGGAAGAAGCAGACGAAGAAGAAGAAAUAGAAGAGAAGAAAAAGGAAGCAGAAGAGAAGAGAGAAAUAGAAGAGAAAAGAGAAGGGGAGGAAAACGAAAGAGAACAGUUUCGAACCGGUGCAUUAAACGAAUUGAAAGAUAUCGAAAUUGAGUUUGCAACUUUGAAGGAUAAGUUAUAUGAGACACAACUGAAGAAGUUAGAAUUGGAAUUGAAACUUUGUGAGAUGAAUAAGCAUCCAGACUUCUUGUAUUUUAUGAAGAUGAUUGACGAGAAUUUCAAGGGGCAGAUCGAGAGGUCGAUCAACCUUCAGAAGUACAGAUUGCGGUGUCUCAACAGCCAAACUGGCGCUUACCGCGUACAAAUACAUCAGCAGUUCAUUAGAAACUGUGAAGACCUCAAAUAUGGUCAGAUACGAAAGAUUACAUCGGAUUGGUAUGAGAUAAAUAAGGAAAGAAGAACGAUGGAUACGGCCAGUCUACAAACUCCAGAAUACUACCAGUACAAUGAAAACAUCACUGCAGAUAACGUGGAGUCACAAGAAUCGAUCAGCAAACUUGUCAGACAACGAAAUUCGGUAUAUAAAGAGAUAGGAAACAUGCAAGCACUGAUAAAGUACCAGAAAGUGUUUCCUAGUUCUUUAAACAACCUAGAAGGAUGCGAUAGCCAGGAUAUGGCACAAGAUCUACGACAGAUGAACAUCAAACCAAGCCAUCAUAAUAAUAAAGUUUAA